Molecule: messenger RNA, 3323 nt
Organism: Paramecium pentaurelia
Lineage: Eukaryota; Ciliophora; Oligohymenophorea; Peniculida; Parameciidae
Source: the annotation of a GenBank genome assembly
AUGGACAUAUAAAUAAAAAAGUUAACAACGGUGAUUAAUUAACUAUCCAAUAAAUUAGAGCAAUUGUAACUAAUCUAAAAUUUUGAAUAUAAACAAAUAUCAGAUGUAAUAAAAGUAUUUUUAAAUUAUUGUAGCUUUUAUUAGAAAUUAAUCAAGUCAACGCUGAAAUAUGUCUACUCAUUUAAUCUGUAAUUAAUAUUGAUGUAAGUCAAUUAAUGGAUAAAAUCUUUAAUUGUCUACAAAAUCUAUUAGUUUAUGUAUUGAAGAGUAGAGAAUAAUUAAAUUCUAAGAAAAUACAUUAAAAGUCUUAAUCUAUUUAAUUAGUUGAUUCAUGUGUAUAAAACUUAGCAACAUAACAAAGUUUAUUAGGUGGAGUACCUGUUUCUAAAUAAGGAAAUCCCACCUUAAAAGUCAAAAAUAUAACAUAAGUACCUUGGUAUGAUACAUCUUAAGUUAUUCAUAUUCCAAAGAAAUUUGUUGAUAAAUAUACUUGUACAACUGAAGAUUAUUAUAUGAACUGUUCAAAGGCAAUAUCAGAUUAAGCUAAUAGAUAAAUGGAAUUUGAUAGUAUACUCUAAUUUGCAAAUGAAUCAAUUGCUAUAAUGGGAGAAGCAUUAUAGAAUAAAAUAUUGAGAGAUUAUAAGGAGAAAGGGAAACCAGAAGAAUUAGAGAAGUUAAUGAAUGCUAUCAAAUUUAAAAAAGAAGAUUUAGAUCAAAUUAUAAAAUGUGUUGAUUUAGAUUUAUUGAAAGAUAAAGUUGAAAAUUAUGAAUUUAUUGAAACAGAAAUCAAAAAUCAUAUAAUAUAAGUUUAAAAAGAGACAGCAGAAAGAGUAUUUCUAUAUUGUAAAUAAUUAUUCAAGGAAUAAAUAAAGAAAGGAAAAUAUCUAUCAUAAGAUUAAUUUAAUAGAUAGACUACUAUUUUUAAAGGAGAUGAAUGUAGAUGUUCAAUUUAUGUAGGAGAGAUUGUGUCUCUUUAAAAUAAGACUGAAUCUUAAUCUUAAUAAAUUAAUAAGUAAGUAGGGGAAUUGAAAGAAAAGGAUAAAGUAAUUUAAGAUAUGGAAUUAUAAAUGAAAUUGCUUGAUGGAUAAUUAAAGUAAAAUUUAUUAGAGAAAUAAGAUUUGAAAUUAAAAAUUGAUUCAUAAUUAAAUAUAUAAAGAAGAGGAUCAGUAUUGUAAAGAUAAUCUAGUUUCAUGAAGAAUAUCUAAUAAGGUGAUGAAUAGAAUUAAGAUCAAUAAUAAUCUAUUAGUCCAAAUAGAAAGAUGUCAAGAGAAGAUAAGAUUCCAUUAAAUAGAAAUACAAAAUCUUAGAUUUUAUUACCAAUUUAAUAAAUAAAUGAAAAUUUGGAUGAUAAUUAAAUUAGUAUUCUAAUUUAGAAAGAUAAAAUGAUGGAAAGAUUAAUAAUAUUAACUAAUGCUUUAGAUAAAGGAAAUAAAGAUAGAAGAUUAUCAUAAUUAUAAUAUGUAGUAGAAUAGAAAGGAGAUAGAUAAUUAACAGAUAUGUUUGAUUUAAUUAAAGAUAUUGAAGAAAAUGAUUUAUAAUUUAAAGAUACAAAAUCAUUUUGUCAUAGUCAAUAAGAUUUUGAUGAUUCUAGAUCACCUAUUAAUAUGCCAAAACAUUAUCAUUCUUAACAUAUUGUAGAUUAAGGAGAAGCAUUACCAAGAUAAAAGUUUUAAUCUACUAGAGAUUUGAAUUCACCUAGAGUUUCACAUCUAGAAUAAAUUAAAGAAAUUGAUGAGAAUAAACAUAUUUUAUUAAUUCCUAUUGAAUAAAAUGUUGCUAAAAGAAAAUAAUCAAAAAAUACUAGUUAAUCUAGUUUUAAUGAUAGUAAUCAAUAACUUGAUGAUGCAUCACCUGAAAGUAAAUAAAAACAUAGAAUAACAAGAACUUAAUCUAAUAAUUAAAAGAUAUUUGAAAAUAAAACUGAAAAAGUUAAAAGAACUAGUUCUAUUAAAUUAAAAAUUAACAGAAAAAUCUCUAAUUAAAAUACAUCAAAUGAUAUUCUCUCGAAUCCUUAUGGAACUUCAAAUGUUUAACCUAUAAAUUCAGGUAGUUUAACAGAAAGAUUACCUAUAAGACAUGGUACUUUAUAGGAUGAUUAAUUCAAAUUUGAAAAAAAUACUGAAAAUGAUGAAACUUAAAUGAAAUCUUCUAUUAAUAAUCAUAGUCUCCAUGAUAAACCUUAUCAUAAUUAAUUAUAAUCAGGUUCAACUACUUAACAUCAUACUCCAAAUAAUUCUUCUCGAUUAACCAAAUUGAAAUCAAUUAAUUAAAAUAGUGAUAAUAUUUCAUCUAAAUAUGCUUCUAAUUAAAAGACUAUCCCUGAAACAUAUGUUUAAAAUGCCAUAUAAAAUCUUUAAUAAACUAAAUUUCAAGAAUUAUAAACUUAGAUUUAAGAUACAUUCUAAAUUCAAGAAGAAAAUGAUAAAUUAAUUAAAAAAUAAUCCUUAGCUACUCAUAAUAAUAAUAAUGGUAUAUAAUAAAAAUAAACCUCAUUAUAAAAUAAUUAAAUAUAAUAAUCAUAAAGAGAAUCCACAUCCAUUAAUUUAAAUAUCAUUAAUGAAAAUAAAAAAACAUAAAAAUCUAAUUAAAAUACAAAUAAUCCUAAUUUAGAUGAUAAUAAUGGUGAAUCUAGUAAUAGAUCAUAAAGAAAAGUAAGUCGAUAAAAUAUGUCUCCUCAUUCCAAUUAUAAAACUGUUGGAAAUGAAACAGUAAAUUUAUAAUCUUAUAAAUAAUCACUUCUUGAUAGAUUGACUUAAUAAAAUGAUUUAAAACCAUAAGUUACUAAUCAUAAAACUCAAACAUCUGUUGAAAAUUUAGAAUCCAAAAAAUAAGAUGCAUUUAUUAAAGAUUAUAUUAAAAAAUAAAAAGAAGAUUUUGAGAAGAAACAAAAAGAAGAAAGAGUAAUGUUUGAUUAAAAUUUAUUUGAUAUAGCUGAAUAAUAGGAGGAAUAAAUUAUUAAAUAUGCACUUAAUAAUACUUAAGGAUAUAUGAUUUCAUAAGAAAUAAAUGAUACUAUUGUUAAAUAAAUGUAUUAAAAUUUAAAAGAAAAUGGAACACAAAUUACCUAGACUAUUAAUAAAUUUUAUCAAAAAUAAGAAAAUUAAAAUAUUGAUUUCUAAGAUUUUCAAAAUUUUGUCUCCAAAUUUUAAAAUCUACAUAAAAGAUGUGGAAAAGAUUGCAUACAUGUUACAAGGUAUAAAUUUACAAUUUUAUUUAGAUUUUACAUGAGAUUAGGAUUUAUACCAAUUAAAUAUUUGAAUAAAAGAAAAGCAAUGAGAUUAGCUAAACCAGUUGUAUUACCAGGUUUCCCUAAAGUAACUUGA